AUCUCAGCCGUUCUGCGGGCCGCACGAAGUCAUCCGGGCUGCGGCGAGGUGGGGGCUGAAGGAUGAUGGCUCGCCUGCAUACCCAACCUGGGCCAAGCGGAUAUGCAGAUGCUCAGCGUAACGCCGGAUGUACUGACCGGUUUGAACCACGCCCCGCCUUGAUUUGCGGCACAGUCGUAUCUUGAUAGCAGCCAGCCUUCGCAUUUCGGCGCUUCUUUGUACCUUGGGCAGGCUGUGUAGCUUCAGCCUUCAUCACGAUGCGAACUAGGCUUCCCACAUGCCCGCCCUCAAGCUUGCGCCUCAAAGACAGUCAUGGUUGACAGCACCGCCAUUGGACUGCUCAGAUCAAUCGCAAGUGCAUGUCGUCUGUGUGCUUGAAGCGUCUCCAGCCGUUGCUCGCCGCUGGACCCCCACCGCAGCGGCCGUCGAGGAAACUGGUCCUGUCAGCCCUACUCUUGCGCGACCGUCUAGCAUAGUCAUUGGGGGAGCAUUCGUUGGAGCAUUUCUUGGUCUACUGAUAUUGCUACUCCUGAUAUGGUGCUGUUGCUGCGACCGUGGCCGUGGUCGUAAUGGUAGUGACAAGAGCUCCUCUAAGAACUCCUCUAAGAGCUCCUCUAAAAGCUCCUCCACACGCAGCCCACCAUCGUCACCAAGAGCGCCCUUACCAGUUCCACCGCCACCUGCUCCGAUUAGACCACCACCUAGUGCCCGUGGCUCAGGUCCAGUAGUGACCUCUCCAUUCCGUCCAUCACCCGGUUCAGCAGGGGCUGGUUCAGCUUCCGGUCCGACACCUGGCCCAACACCUGGACGACCAUCUGGACCAUCAUCUGGUCUGGUACGGCUUCCACCACCUACUGCAGCAGCUCCUUCAGUUCGUUCAAUAGCUACACGGUUUAGCCGUCAAGCUCCUCCUGCACCAUAUCAUCGGGGAUAUCUCCCAGAACCUGCUCGAAUCCUCGCCCCCGAAUAUCAGACAGCGGCACCUCAGGUAGCAUAUCAAGCAGCAGCCUCUCAAGCAGCAGCGCAAGCAGUACCUCAGGCAGUACCUCAGGCAGCAUCCCAGGCGGCACCCCAGGCGGCACCCCAAGAGGCAUCUCAGGCAUACUUUCAAGCUACUCAGGAAUAUUACCAGCUUCCUGUCGAACCUUCCCGGCCUUCUAAGCAUACGCAUCGAUCAGCAGCUUUUAGAAAGGAUGAAGAUGGGAACUAUACACUAAAGAAGAGUCGAGGGCCAGCGCGCCCUGAGAGACACCGUAGAGUAGAGCUUGAUUCGAUGUCUGGCUCCAGCGGCAGUCACAGGGAACGAGUAUAUUCCCCCAUCUCAAUCUCUAAAGUGCAAUUACUAAAUCACGAUAGUCUGUCCCUCGCACACAAGGCAUGGCGAAGAUACUGUUCAUGAGACUCUGAUCAGCAAGCCAUCCAUUUGAGAUAUCUCAGAGCCGAUUUUGAGUUUGUGGAGUGGACACUGCUCGGUGCAGAAGUGAGCCCACUAGGAUUGGACAGUAGC
Alternaria rosae is the source of this 1507-nucleotide messenger RNA. RefSeq lists its product as uncharacterized. The record is from RefSeq and is a predicted model, not a curated record. The coding region runs from base 278 to 1399 and encodes 373 amino acids. The transcript has a single exon. NCBI's taxonomy places the organism in Eukaryota, Fungi, Ascomycota, Dothideomycetes, Pleosporales, Pleosporaceae.